Morus notabilis is the source of this 2058-nucleotide messenger RNA. Its product is annotated as potassium transporter 3. Gene Ontology annotation, biological process: potassium ion transmembrane transport. Lineage: Eukaryota; Viridiplantae; Streptophyta; Magnoliopsida; Rosales; Moraceae. The annotation marks the transcript as partial. Gene Ontology annotation, molecular function: potassium ion transmembrane transporter activity. Gene Ontology annotation, cellular component: membrane. The record is from RefSeq and is a predicted model, not a curated record. The transcript is spliced from 7 exons.
CUUGCACCUGCAAUUUCAGUUUUUUCUUCCAUUGAAGGGCUAAAAUUUCGAUCAAAGGAUGUACAUAGCAAUACCGUGGUUAUUAUCGCCUGCUUUCUAUUGGUUCUCCUUUUUGUCUUGCAACACCGUGGGUUCCACAAGUUGGCAUUCAUGUUUACUCCCAUUGUGAUUCUAUGGUUGCUGUCCAUUGCUGCUGUUGGAAUCUAUAAUAUUCUUAGGUGGAAUCCAGUUGUAUAUCGGGCUCUUUCUCCAUAUUAUGGUUACAAUUUUUUUAAGCUUACAGGAAAAGAUGGUUUUAUUUCUCUUGGAGGAAUACUUUUAUGUCUUACUGGAAGUGAAGCUAUGUUUGCAAAUCUUGGCCACUUCACUGCAACAUCAAUCAGGGUUGCAUUUACUUGUGUUAUUUAUCCAUGUUUGAUACUUCAAUACAUGGGGCAAGCUGCCUUUCUCUCAAAGAAUUUAUCUGCAGCACCUAUGAGCUUUUUUGCUUCUGUUCCUGAUACCUUCUUUUGGCCAGUUUUUUUUGUGGUAACUUUGGCUGGAAUAGUUGCUAGUCAAGCAGUUAUCUCUACCACGUUCUCAGUUGUCAAAGAGUGCCAUGCAUUUGGAUGUUUCCCACGUGUCAAGAUUGUACAUAGCAGGAGAUGGCUUCCUGGUCAGAUAUACAUUCCAGAGAUAAACUGGAUCCUGAUGGUUCUCAGCCUCGCUGUUACAAUGGGAUUUCGAAGCACAAAGCUUAUAGGAAAUGCUUAUGGCAUUGCGUAUAUGACUUUAGCAAUAGUGACAACAUGGUUGACAUUUCUGGUCAUCAACCUUGUGUGGCAGAAGUCCCUCGUGCUUGCCCUUUUAUUCACAGUGCUCUUUGGAUCGGUUGAUAUUUUCUACUUCUCCUCUUCUUGUAUGAGAAUCCCGAAAGGUGGAUGGGUUCCUCUAGCAUUUGCUUUGAUCUUCUUGCUCACUAUGUAUGCAUGGCAUUAUGGUUUGAGGAAUAAAUAUUUGUACGAUCAACAUACCAAACUCUCCAUGAGGUGGAUUCUCUCACUGGGUCCUAGUCUUGGGAUCAUUAGAGUUCCUGGGAUUGGUCUUAUCUACACUGAGUUAGCUAGUGGAGUCCCCGCUACUUUUACUCACUUCGUAACGACUUUACCGGCCUUUUACCAAGUGGUUGUCUUUGUCUGUGUUAAAACUGUUCCUGUUUCUCAUGUACCCCAUAAAGAGAGGUAUCUCAUUGGUCGGAUUGGUCCCAAAUCCUAUCGGCUGUACCGCUGUAUUAUCCGGAAUGGUUAUAAAGAUACAUACAGAGAUGGAGAUGACUUAGAAAAUGAUCUAGUGAUGAGCAUAGCAGAAUUCAUCCAGAUGGAAGCGGAAGGUUGUGGGGCUGUUGACGGCUCUGUGGAUGGCCGGAUGGCAGUUGUGAAGACAUCUGAAAAGUUUGGUACAAGAUUAGCGAUAGCAGACUUGUUUGGUCCUGGAGGAAGCAGUAGUUCGCACCCAACAGUGGUUGUGAGUGGCUACAAGUCACCCACGCUUCAGAAUUUGCAGGCUAGUUAUGAGCAAGAAUCACCCCAACUCAACUGUAGGAAGCGGGUUCGGUUUGAGUUGCUGGAUACAAAUUACAAGGAUCCUCGCGUCAAGGAAGAGCUUUUGGAGCUUGUUGCAGCCAAAUGUGCUGGGGUGACUUAUAUUAUAGGCCACUCGCAUAUAAAGGCAAGGUCAAAUUCACCAUUUUUGCACAGAUUUGCAGUCAAUGUGGUGUAUUCUUUCCUCCGUAAAAACUGCCGAUCUCCUGCCGUGGCCUUGAAUAUUCCUCGUAUAUGUUUGAUUGAGGUGGGAAUGAACUACAAUAUGUAGUGCAAAGCUCUCUAGAUGGUUACCAUUUUCUGAAAAAUUGUACAGCAGAAAGCAAAACUUGCUUGAACAGUUUCAGAUUUGCGUGUGUUCAACUGAUUCAUGGCUCUCGCUUUGCAUACGGCAUGCCAUCUAGUCGAGCUGUUCAGUGAAUCUUUGCUAUUUGGAUUCCAUUUUCGAGAGAAUCUCAUAAAGGGUCUUUCUGUCAAA